Molecule: messenger RNA, 4300 nt
Organism: Bursaphelenchus xylophilus (pine wood nematode)
Lineage: Eukaryota; Metazoa; Nematoda; Chromadorea; Rhabditida; Aphelenchoididae
Source: the annotation of a GenBank genome assembly
AUGGGAUCAAAGGAGACGAAUGUAAGUUAAAUUGGGAUCCGAAUCCAGGUCCCAGGGCCCCGAAAAUCCUGAGGACUCUAAGAAACGCCGCUUACAGUCAGAUCCGGUGAAGGAGCGGAGCCGGCAACAGAAGGAUGAGCUGGAACAAUGCUUCGACGAGAACAAGAGACAGUCCGAGAGCAAUAUUGCGGAUGCAGAGAGGCUGGAGGAGCACACCAGGAGUGGUAAGUGAGCGUGAACUCUUGGAAUACGACUGUUACAAUCGUCUAGGCCAUAUUUUGAAAUGUAAAGAUUAAACCUCGGAAAGAAAAAGUUUUCCCACUCUAAAGUAAUAAAAAGUGGAGAUUCUUGUUAAAACCCAUGGGCAAUUCGAACAUUUCCGAGCAAUUUACAGUUAGAAAAUUUCGAAAAUGAAUUGGAAUUAAAAAUGAAUCAGUAAAUGUUCCCUUUGCCUCAGGGCUAAUACCCUUAAGGGCCGGAUUACGCGGCUCUGAAUGGAAUAAAAACGGCGUCAAAUGUUGGGAAAGAUACAUCUGAAGGGGUCUGGGAACGAACAAAGGGGUCAACCACCGCAUAUUCGAGAAUUCAGUUGUAUUACAGUCUUGUACAAUAUCAAAGAAAACAACAAAUUUUCAAAAAUUGGCUGGAUAAUUUGUAGUCAGGGUUUUUGUCAAAUUCCGGGAUAAAAUAAUUGGAAUACAAGGAAAUUGAGUCCAGUUUCAUAAAAAAUUAGGGCCAAAAGUCAAAGUCCGAGGAAAUAAUUUUCUGCUUUGCCGAAAAGUGGCCAAAACAAGCCUGAAAAUUGGUGAAAACGGACCUCGCUGCGCCGAAAAGUGCACGGAAUCUGCAAUAGGGCCGUUUAUUUAUGGUAGAGGCUCCAUUUCCAUAUUACUUUAGAUAUUUUAUAAAAUUUAAAUAAAAAAGGAAAGGUCAACAAUUGGGAUACAAGUAGUCCCAAACAAAGCGAUUACUCGAAGCCAGCAUACGCAGAGAAAGUAAUUUCGAUAGCAAUUCACUGGAUGAUCAGCUAAUCUCUUCACAAUUUGACUAGCAAAAUUAAUUAAAGUCUCUAAAAUAAGGCCCCGAAAUCUGGAGGAUUAAGAGCUCGGAUAACACAGCCUUAUAAUUGGAAUGGUUGCACUGCAACCCGGGUGGAACAUCCGGAAGAAUAGUAGAGUUGGGGUAAACAAGGUUUUCGUGGCGGGACCGGACUUGUCUUUUGUCACAGCCACGAUUGUCUGAACAGCAGCAAAAAGUACUUCAGACUGGACGUAUAGUAAUAAGAAUGGGAAUUAGCGACAGAAUCCCGCGUUUGGAGUGUCAAAGAUCGCCCUCGAGACCUUGAUUCAUCCAAUUCUGGCUAGUGUAAUAUCCAGAUAUCGGAAAUAAAAAGUCAUGCUUUUGCCAUGAAAGAGGGUCUUAGGUGAAGUGCACGUGAUAUUGAAUAAUACUCUGCCUCCUGAUGCCAGAACGAUGAUUAAAUUAUAAUAAAAAAAGCAAAGAUAAACGGCUUUUCCUGGAGUCAUAGCUAAUAAAAUGGGAGGGAAAGGAAGUCGGAUUCGAGGAAAUGGUGGAUAAAUUGGGCUUUUUACUCAAAUACAAAUAUUGCGUCAACCAAAUAUUACGGAAAAUCUGUCAUCAUGACAUGUUUAAACGACUUAUUCAAAUAUGUCAUGAUUACGGAUUUUUUGGAAUUUUAGAAUCUAUGAGGGUAAUGACUUAAUUUUCAGCCAAAUUCGAGUCCAGAUUCUCCAAGAAGCAGCGCUCGAAUGAGGAAUUGGAAAAGAAAUCGACCAAGAAAAUGCUGCUGAAGCCCCUGGUCUACGAUUACAAAAAACACAACCCGGAGAAGGGCAAGAAGGUGGAAGAAGUGAAGGAGGAGGACUUGAAUGGCAUAGACAAUCUCUCCAUCAAAAGCCUGGCCGGAUCUCCCACCGUCGUCAUCUCUCCGAUGUCCUCCAAAGGGGUAAGAUGACCUAAAGUAAUAUUAUAAAUGAAUAUGAAAGUAAUGUAAAAAAAUUGAGAGAAAAUUGGAUGUAAGAAGUGAAGAGUAGGGUCGUUUCACAACAUAUAUGCCUUUUUUGUAGAAGUGAAAGAAAGGGUUUAUAUCUUGUCAUCUAAAAAAUGUAAUGUAAAAUUAUUACUGUAGAAGGAAGGGAAAGAGAGGAUAAAGACGCGGGGCACGGGUGGAAAAAGGUCAGCCGGCCUAAGAAUAAUGUUUUUGAGGGAUUUUGGAAUGAAACUGUUCUAAUCCCCUCAGGGCUUUCGUAUUUAUUUUCGGAGUUAACCUUAGAUUUCGGAGAGAGUCACGGCACGUAAUUGUAAGCUCGAAAAAGUAGUCGCCAGACAGCGAUUCUGUCAACAAUUAGGCCUCUUCUUGGUCUCCUAUUUGAGCUGCCUUUAAUUAUAUUAACCCUGAAUAAUAUAAAGGACACUCUAAUUUUAAUUUUUUUUAGACUGGCCUUAAGACUUUCUCCAGUCCGGGCCUGGAUCCGGUCCCGCUGAGCUCUUCGAAGAGACGGGUAUCCAAGAAAAAUGGGGCCAAGUGUAAGUGUCAUGUGGAAUGUAAAAUAGGAUAAUAAUAAGCUAAUGUUGCUUUAGUGAGACCGAGAUCUCUCCCACCGAUCACUCAGAUGACGAUAAACAUCGAGUCUGUGAUGGCCGGAGCCAAGCCGAUUUCUCUAAAGAUAGCCAAAGAUGGGACAGUUGGGACCUUGAAAAAGAUGGUCAGGCAGAAAAUGAAGGGCGUCAGGAAGUUCACCUUGUCUUUCCAGGGAAAGGAAUUGGCGUAAGUGGACCUACCCGCUAUCAGAACCUGCUACGUUUUCUCUGACAAUCUCCUUGUUUUCCACGAUCUCCCGUCAUCAAUGAUACUAUAUUGAAUGUCUCGGCAGAGAUGGCCAAAGCAUUGGCUAAAAUUUCUAGGAUUUAAUGUGUCCUAGACGGAAUUUGAGACCAAAACUUUUGGAAAAUUGGCGAUGACAUGCGACGGAUAAAUUUUUAAAAAUUCAAAUUUGGGAUUUUCUGAUUUGAUUUCAAGUAGCCAUCGCAAAGAAACACUGCAGUAAUAUUCCUUCAAUAAUUAUGAUAAUUUAUUUACAGCCCCGAGGAGCGCAAACUCUCGGAUUGUGGUUUAAUUGAUGGCUCCAGUGUCCAAAUCUAUGUCAGCUCGAAGACUGGGACCGUGGAUCGAGAGGAGAUCGCCAAAUUGGUCAAAUUGGGCCAAACCCUGUCCAAUUUCAAGAGCAUGGUCGACUCCAUUCCCAUUCCCGACGACAUUGAACUAAAGCCCGGAGGGUAAAUAAUUUUAUUUAUAUUUAAUUUUUUGAUUUUAUGGUAAGAUUUUAUAGAGAGCUGCCUCCCGAAGUUCCCCCAUCCAAAUUGAGUCGAGAAUUGGAGAAUAAAAAGACCAAGGAAAAGAUGGCCAAGUUGAAGGUGAGUUUGGUGUAAAUUAUGAUAUUUUAGAGGUAAUGUCGUCUUGUAAAUGUUGUUUUAGUCAAAACUCCGCGAACGGAGCCUCAAGAAUUCCCCGGAACAGUCGCUGAAAAGGCCGAUGAAAGUGUUUGGGCGACGCUCGGAUUCUGACGGAGAGAGUUCUGCCGGGUAAGGUCAGGGCUUCACAGACACUAUUGUUGUAUAUGUGUGUAUAGGGAGGGCAAAACAAAAAUUUAUUAAGCAUUUGUUCUGAACUAGUCAAAUGCCGAAAUUUCGUGACAGGGAUGGGACAUUUUUUCUAACGGCCAAACCGAAAUCUUGAGAAAUAGACAUGUUAUACGAAAGGUGGAGUGUUCUCAGAUGAAUGUAGUUUGAUUUGAGUGUCUGAUUAAUAUCUUAGAAGUGUCUGGAGUGACGUCCCCGAAUCCCAUUCCGAAAUCUCGACCAAUUCCUCGGAUACUGUAACAAACAAGGAGAUCCUACUGUAUCACGAUCCACCGGAAUCCAGAAAGAUUAUGGAAUUGAAGGAGAAUAUCCUGUUCGACCCUCCGGCAAGUCGUGAGGAACUGGCCAAGGUUAGCUACGUUAAUAUUUUGCUGUAAAUUAUUACUGUGACUUUAAUAAUUUUGAAACUACGACGUUGUUCUUGGCCGUUUUCCAGAUCCGUGAAGGCUUUUCAUUCUCGUGUUGCGCUCUUUGCUUCGCCAAAUUGCCUCUGGCAUUGCGUGAGAUGAGAUGUCGUUGCAAGAAAGUGUACUGCUCCGCUCAUCGCCAUCCCGAGGCCCACAAAUGUGCUGUAGACUUGAAGGAAGUGGACCGUCAGAAAUUGGAUUUUAUGAAAAAGAGCCCUCCGGCCAAGAAAUAA